GUGCUGAGAUAAUCUACGAAAGCUUCGUCUUUUCAAGAAAGUUCAGAGCAUCAAAGCAUAACCAUAGGUUUUACCAACCCUACUCAAGAAACGCCACCAUGACUUCCGACUCACUUGUGUCAGAGCUUAAGCAUCAAGUCCAGGAAUCACAUAAUCUUGAAAAUGCGAAGCAAUUGAUAGAAAGACUCAACGAACACUGCUUCGAAAAAUGCAUACCCAAGCCAGGCACGACGUUAUCGAACAGCGAGAAGACUUGUCUAACAUCAUGCAUGGAUAAAUACUUGAACGCGUGGAAUCUGAUUAGCACGGUACACAUCACCCGCUUGCAGCGGGAAAGGUGAAUCCAUAGUCAAUGGCCAAGUCGUUCCGGUUCAAAACCAGUGACGAAAAGCGAGCGACCUUACGGUUUCGGAGCAGUGGGGAU
Messenger RNA from Annulohypoxylon maeteangense, 424 nucleotides. RefSeq names its product Tim10/DDP family zinc finger-domain-containing protein. The coding region runs from base 99 to 341 and encodes 80 amino acids. The record is from RefSeq and is a predicted model, not a curated record. The transcript is spliced from 3 exons. NCBI's taxonomy places the organism in Eukaryota, Fungi, Ascomycota, Sordariomycetes, Xylariales, Hypoxylaceae.